AUGAGUCCUCCAAUUGUGAACUUUCCGAGCCUUCAACCCGCCAUUGUUUGGAAGGUCAACGCAGGUGCCGCUCAUCCAGUCGCAUCUCGUGUCGUGCAUGGGGCGUUUACUGACAAGAGGGUCAAGGAAACUCCCACUGGCACGAUUGAAACCGUGGAGGGCUUUGAGCCCCAAUUCACUGGCAAGAUCGACUUUGGUGCUGAUUGGCUUGAGUUCGAUCCGGACCAGAAACAUGCCCGCAUUAACAUGAAGGCUAUUGCCACGACCGAUGAUGACAAGAAGAUCAGUUUCGGAUAUACGGGAACCAUUGAGCUCACUGAGGCGGUGAUGAAAAUCUUCAAUCAGACGCCCGAUUCAGUGAGCGUUCCGUUCGGCUUCAGUAGUGAGUGUUUCCUUCUUACGAUGGCCAUGAUUGAGACUCUUUCUGAGAGAAAUAAUGUUCUAGCCGGUGCCCACUCUUUCUUCAGCGGCGAUCCCUCUUUCAAGGAACUGGAAAAUAUGACCUUGGUGGGCAAUGGGCGAAUGCUAGUCGAUCCAGAGACUCGUAUGAUUACCGUCGAGUCUCGCCUCUCCAGGGUUGUUCCUGCUACGGGAUUCGAUUAA
Messenger RNA from Penicillium robsamsonii, 603 nucleotides. Its product is annotated as DUF3237 domain-containing protein. The transcript has 3 exons. The coding region runs from base 1 to 603 and encodes 200 amino acids. The record is from RefSeq and is a predicted model, not a curated record. Lineage: Eukaryota; Fungi; Ascomycota; Eurotiomycetes; Eurotiales; Aspergillaceae.